Rodentolepis nana is the source of this 306-nucleotide messenger RNA. The record is from the annotation of a GenBank genome assembly. NCBI's taxonomy places the organism in Eukaryota, Metazoa, Platyhelminthes, Cestoda, Cyclophyllidea, Hymenolepididae.
AUGUCACAGCCUCGGGGUGGAUCUGGUUGCAUAGGGAGUAGCCAACUUGCCCCUGGUUUGUCAUUGGAGAAGAGGUGCCGAAGACGUGAGGUGAACUUGGAAGAAAUGACCAACCAGCAUGCAGAAAUUGUUGACUUUGAUGAGGACAUUGCGGAGUUAGUAGGUGACGUUGGUGGAGCGAAGUACACUUUUGAGCCGAUUGUCUCUCUGGGUGGGCGUAUACAUUCGAUGAAAUUCACCUCUUGGAGAGCUUCUGAAGUGAGGACGAAAUGGGGAGAAUUUGGAGGAUUCUGCAAAUCGAUAUGA